UCCGUUGUCGGAGCCGGUGGUGGUUCUGGAGGACCGGGGUGAUGUGGUCAUAGGAGCUUAUAGUGAACUGUGGUUUUCUCAUCCUCCCAUAGUUAGACUGUAGACACCAGCCAGCCUUUUAUCUUUAUUUUAUCCACAAACAAUGUAUUUGUCCCAUUUGGCACAUAUCACAGAGAUACUACAGACUGCAUUAAUGCCAUCUCAGUGCUUUUUAUUUCCCUGUUGGAGUGAAACACACACAUCAGACUUCAUGAUCCAGCUGAUAAAGAUUUAUACUAUCUAUUAAUAUUUGACUUUUGUUCCAGAUUCUUUGGUCCAAAGUUCAGAGCUGCUGUUCUGUUAUCAGAUUUCAUUAAAGAAAACUUCAGGUUAAAGUUGAAUACAGAGAGUUGAGACUGUGAACCAACAGACCUUAAAAACCUCCUGAUGUCAGUUACAUGUUCGUUCUUCUCGUGGUUGGUUUCCUGUUGAAGCUGCUGAUUAAUUUCACCUUCACUCAUCAGCUUGAUUCAGAUUAUUUUCUGCAUCUAAAGGUAACCAACAGUUUUCAUCAUUUUUGUGUCUGCAGGUGUUAAAAUGAUCUGAUAACAGUAGAGACGGUCGUCAUAGUGAUGAGUUAUGUUGCUUUGUUGACUGCAUUGGUGGAAUGAACGAAACGCCAGAAGAAAGAAAUCAUAGUAUUUAUCAAUAUUCUUAUCAGUUCUUUUUCAUUACUAAAGAAUUUGGGGAUUUUUGAAUUAUUAUUUAAAAAAAGAAUAAAUUCAGAACAGAAUUAGAAUAGAUUUAUAUUUUAAAUCUGACAAAAUAUUAUUUCAUACAGCAGCAACUGUAAUGUUUCCAUCAGCAAAGUCACCAUAUAAAUUCAAUAAUAUCUCAUUUGACAGAAAUAAAAAAUGUCAGUAAAAUAAAUAAUAUUCCUGACAUUAAAAUACUGAGUGAAGUUUAGAAAGAAUGAAGAACACAGACUUCAGUCAGUAUCUUCAUCAUGUCCUCCUCCUCCUUUGCUUUCUUUUCCUUUGCUUUCUUUUCCUAUUCGUCUCAUUCUUCCCCCCUUUUCCUGCUGUAAAUCAUUCUUUCCUUCUUUCCCUCCUUUCCUACUCAGUCAUCUCAACACAAAAGAGAAUUAAAUCACAGCUUUUUUGAAACAUUUUUCUGAGGAAACCGUCUGAGUGAAAGAUAAAUGUACUGCAUUACAUCGUCUCACCAGCAAAUGUCGCUCACAUCACACGCAUGAUGUUUGAAGCAGCGAACACAUCUUCAAUCCAACCUGCUGCAAAACCUCAGAACAAGGGAACAAUUGAAGGCCUCCUUACAACAUCACAGAUCAGAAUCACUUCCUGUCAUCUCAUAUCACUGAAUGAUCAAAAGCAGCGAGGAGGAAGAAGAAAGACCGAAACAGCCACGGAGAGAAGUUUGGUGAAAGACUACAGAAUGGGAAACUUUCUUUCAACUGACUUGGCUCCGCCGGCUCCAGAUGUAUCAGAGUGUGCUACAACUCAGAGAGACGCAAGAAACAUGACAAUCAUUGCCCAGAAUGGAGGUGUCAUCAGCCAACCUCAGUUGAGAAAUGUUCAUGUUGAAGGGGAUAUCAAUAUGAAUGUCAACAACACAUAUGUCCAAGCUCCUGUCAGGACAGACGAGACUAAUGUCGUUUCUCCCGAAACCAAAGAAAAUAUCCAAAGGUGCCAAGAUGAACUAAAAUCUUACCUUGAAAGUAAAACAAAGGAUCUGUUUCAAGGAACAAAGGAAGAUGGAACAUCAACUCCUUUAAACAAGCUCUAUACAGAGCUGUACAUCACAGAGGGAGGCAGUGGGGAGGUUAAUAGUGAACAUGAAGUGGUUGAAUUAGAAUGUAGAAGGUGUACGAGUGAGGAGAAGAAAAUUCAACUCAAUGACAUUUUGAAAGCUUUGCCAAAUGAAGAGAACCCUCCUCAGAGAGUUCUGAUGAAGGGAAUUGCUGGCAUUGGAAAAUCUGUUGCUGUGCAGAAAUUCACUCAGGACUGGGCUGUUGGAAAAGCCAACCAAGGCUUUCAGCUAGUAUUUCCAUUCACAUUCCGAGACUUGAAUUUAAUAAAAGACAAAGAUUAUACUCUCAUGGAUUUAAUCCUUCACUGUUUUGCAGAAGUGAAAGAUUUAGAACCUUCAGACUACAACAGUUCUAGUGUUUUGUUCAUCUUUGAUGGCCUGGAUGAAAGCAAAUUCCCUCUGAACUUUGAGAAAAAUGAGAUGUGCCGCAGCGUUACAAAAACUACAACAGUAGACGUCUUACUGACCAACUUAAUUGCAGGAAAAUUGCUUCACAAAGCCUCGAUCUGGAUCACAAGUAGACCGGCCGCAGCCAGUAAGAUUCCUCCUGAGUGCAUCGACAGGGUGACUGAGGUACGAGGCUUUAAUGAUGAGCAGAAGGAGGAGUACUUUCUAAAGAAAAUCAGUGACCAGGAUGUGGCUCAAAAUAUCUGCAAUCACCUUAAGUCAAAGCCAUUGAGAACUCUGUACAUCAUGUGCCACAUCCCAAUGUUCUGUUGGAUUACAGCCACAGCUUUCCAGAGUCUCCUCACAGGAACUCAUGAAAGUGAGUUACCCAAGACUGUGACUGAAAUGUACACACACUUCCUGAUCAUCCAAACAACGCGGAAAAACGAGAAGGAUUAUCAGGAGGUUGAAACAGACAAAGAAAGAAAGAAAGAAAGGGAUAAAGAUGUGAUCAUGAAGUUUGGAAAGCUGGCAUUUGAACAGCUACAGAAGGGCAACAUAAUCUUCUAUGAAAAAGAUCUGAAGGAGUGCCAAAUUGAUCUGAAAGAAGCUGCAGUUUACUCAGGAGUUUGUACACAGAUCAUAAGGAGAGAAUCAGGUCUUCACCGACAGGAGGUUUACUCUUUUGUACAUUUAAGCAUGCAGGAGUUUCUUGCAGCUCUGUAUGUAUUAGAGACCUUCAUAGAGAGUGGACAAAAUCUGCUUCCCAGCCAGUCAAAGGUUAAAGUGAGAUCAGGGAAAGGAGAAAGCCUCAUCGUCCACCUCUACAAGAACGCGGUGGAUAUGGCCUUAGCCAGUGAUCACGGACAAUGGGACUUGUUUCUGCGCUUCCUGCUUGGUCUGUCACAGGACAAGAAUCAGAGCCUUCUUCAGAAAGUGUUCGGAUUUAAUGCAAGAAGUCCAUUGAACAAUCAGGAGACAAUCACCUACAUUCACAGGAAGAUCAAGAAUCUGUCCUAUACCGACAAGAGUAUCAAUCUUUUCCAGUGUUUAAAUGAACUUGGUGACCAGUCUCUAGUAGAGCAAGUCCAAAAGUACCAGAGCUCAGGAGAUGUUAGUAAAAUUUCACCUGCACAUUGGUCAGCUUUGGCCUUCAUACUGCUUGUUUCUGAUGAAGAUCUGGAUACCUUUGAGCUUAAGAAAUACUACAGAUCAGAUGAAGCUUUGGAGAGGCUGCUGCCAGUGCUCAAAGCAUCAAAGACAGCUUUGUUAGGUGACUGUAAUCUCACUGAUAGAUGCUGUCAGUAUAUUUCAUCAGUUCUCGGCUUUAAGUCUUCUGGACUGGAGGAGUUAGUCCUGAGCAGAAAUCAGCUGCAGGGCUCUGGAAUAAAGCGUCUCUCUGAGGGCCUCAAAAGUCCCAACUGCAAACUCCAGAGAUUGAGACUGGGUGGCUGCAAUCUGUCAGAGAGAAGCUGUGAAGCUGUGUCUUCAGUUCUCAGCUCCAAGUCCUCCAGUCUGAGAGAGCUAGACUUGAGUAACAACAACCUGCAGGAUUCAGGGGUGAAGCUGCUCUCUGCUGGACUAGAGAGUCUUCACUGUACACUGGAGACUCUCAGGCUGUCAGGCUGUCUGGUCACAGAGGAAGGCUGUGCUUCUCUGGCCUCAGCUCUGACAUCCAAUCCCUCCCAUCUGAGAGAGCUUGACCUGAGCUACAAUCAUCCAGGAGACUCAGGAGUGAAGCUACUCUGUGCUGGACGGGAUGAUCCAUGCUGGAGACUGGACACACUCAGACUGACCAGCUGUAAUCUGUCAGAGAGAAGCUGUGACGCUCUGUCCUCAGUUCUCAGCUCCAAGUCCUCUAGUCUGAGAGAGCUGGAUGUGAGUAAUAACAACCUGCAAGAUUCAGGAGUGAAGCUGCUCUCUGCUGGACUGAGGAGUCCACACUGUACCCUGGAGACUCUCGGACUGUCAGGCUGUCUGGUCACAGAGGAAGGCUGUGCUUCUUUGGCCUCAGCUCUGAGAUCCAACCCCUCCCAUCUGAGAGAGCUUGACCUGAGCUGCAAUCAUCCAGGAAACUCAGGAGUGAAGCUGCUGUCUGCUGGACUGGAGGAUCCACACUGGAGACUGGACACUCUCAAGGUGGAAAAUGGUGGAGAGCAGAGGCUGAAACCUGGUGUGAGGAAGUAUGUCUGUGAACUCACAUUGGACACAAACACAGCACACAAAUACCUGAAACUGUCUGACAAUGACAGGAAGGUGACAACAGUGACAGAGAAGCAGCCAUAUCCUCAUCAUAAAGCAAGGUUUGAUUGGUGGCAUCAGCUGCUGUGUAGAGAUGGUCUGACUGGUCGCUGUUACUGGGAGGUCAAAUGGAGAGGACAGAUUUAUGUAUCAGUGAGUUACAAAGGAAUCAAAAGGAAUGGGCGCAGUGUUGGCAGCAGGUUUGGAGGGAAUGAUCAGUCCUGGACUCUGAGGUGCUCUGAUGGUGAAGGUUACUCUGUCUGGCACAAUAACAGAAAAACAGACCUCUCCUCCUCCUCCUCCUCCUCCUCCUCUGUCUCUAACAGAGUAGCAGUGUAUGUGGACUGUUCUGCUGGCACUCUGUCCUUCUACAGAGUCUCCUCUGACUCACUGAUCCACCUCCACACUUUCAACACCACAUUCACUGAACCUCUGUAUCCAGGGUUCUGGGUUGGAUUUGGCUCUUCAGUGUCUCUGUGCUCACUGUAGGAGGGAGUGUGGCUUUUUGGGGCACCUUGGUGGCAUUCUGGUUAAGAUGCAUACCUCAUAAUAUAAAAAAAACUUUUUAAGUAGCUUUAGUUUCCUUAUUUUAAUCAAUUUCUUUGAUUGGAUCUAUCACAUAAACUCUCAUAUUCUAAGUUGGUUCAGCCAUUGUUCAGUCUCUUGCUCUCUCACUUUUGAUUGUUAAUAAUCCAUCUUGAUUAAACAAGCCAACAUAAAUGUGAUUAUUACAGCUGUAUGUGUUCCCUGUGGUUUUUUUUGUCUCAUGUUCCAGGUUCCUGUUACAGUGAAAGGCUUUUUGAUUGUGGACUGCUUGUCUUGCCUCUCAGCCUGGGAUUUUAUGUUAUUUAGUUUUUCUGUUGCAUUUUGAUCGCUGUAGCAUUUAUUUAGUGUUCUGGUUGUUUUGUAUGUUUUUCAUUAAUAAAUCCCAUGAUUUGAGUGUUUUAAAAGGUGUUUGUUUGUUAAAAGAGUUUUAAAUUGAGUAAAUGGUGGAUUGUUGUUUGCCCCAUACAGUCGACUAAGGGUGGGGCGUAAGAAAUGGGGGCUCAAUGAUACUUGCUUAUUUCAUCAUGUGUUAUUAUGGUUAUCCCUGUCAUUCUCCCAUGUAGUCCCAUACAGACACACAUACAUACAUUCUUCUCUCUCUCUUCAUUAUGUAUAAAUAUUGUGAAUAA
Messenger RNA from Thunnus maccoyii (southern bluefin tuna), 5609 nucleotides. RefSeq names its product NACHT, LRR and PYD domains-containing protein 12-like. Lineage: Eukaryota; Metazoa; Chordata; Actinopteri; Scombriformes; Scombridae. The coding region runs from base 1231 to 4923 and encodes 1230 amino acids. The record is from RefSeq and is a predicted model, not a curated record. The transcript is spliced from 13 exons. Gene Ontology annotation, molecular function: protein binding.